AUGGGUGUUUGGACUAACGUAUUGGUUACGUUUCUUAGUAUUCUCGCACUUUCGCGGUGUGAAUCUGGUAAAACAGAUUAUGGAACUGUAAUUGGUAUUGAUCUCGGAACCACUUAUUCUUGUGUUGGUGUCUUCAAAAAUGGACGGGUUGAAAUCAUCGCAAACGAUCAGGGCAACCGUAUCACACCGUCGUACGUCGCUUUCACAAACACUGGUGAACGUCUUAUCGGCGAUGCUGCCAAAAACCAACUGACAUCGAACCCUAGAAAUACUCUUUUUGAUGCCAAGCGUCUUAUAGGCCGAACCUUUGAUGAUAAGGAUGUUCAGGAGGAUAUGAAACGAUAUCCUUUCAAAGUCAUCAAGAAGGGUGACAAACCAUACAUGGAAGUUCAAGUUGGCGAUGAGGUCAAGGCUUUCGCUCCUGAAGAAGUCUCGGCCAUGGUUUUGGGCAAGAUGAAGGAGGUUGCUGAGGCUUAUCUCGGUACUCCGGUUACCCAUGCCGUAGUGACCGUGCCAGCCUACUUCAAUGAUGCUCAACGUCAAGCAACCAAAGAUGCAGGUGCCAUUGCUGGUCUAACUAUCCUUCGUAUCAUCAAUGAACCAACUGCCGCAGCUAUUGCCUACGGUUUGGAUAAGAAAGAAAGCGAAAAGAACAUCCUUGUAUUCGAUUUGGGUGGUGGCACCUUCGAUGUCUCUCUCUUGACAAUCGACAACGGUGUGUUUGAGGUCGUAGCAACUAAUGGGGAUACCCAUCUGGGUGGUGAGGACUUCGAUCAACGUUUGAUUGAUUACUUUGCUAAGUUAUACAAGAAGAAGGAGGGUAAGGAUAUCAUGAAAGACGUUCGUGCUGUUCAAAAGCUCAGACGUGAAGUUGAAAAGGCUAAACGUACCCUAAGUACUGAGCACAGUACUGUUAUUGAAAUCGAUAGCUUUAUUGAUGGUAAGGAUUUCUCUGAAACACUCACCAGGGCCCGGUUUGAAGAACUAAACAAUGAUCUCUUCAGAAGCACUAUUAAACCAGUAGAAAAUGUUAUGAAGGACUCGGAUCUCAAAAAAGAAGAUAUUCAUGAUAUUGUCUUGGUUGGUGGCUCGACUAGAAUUCCAAAGGUUCAAGAACUCGUCAAAGAAUUUUUCAAUGGCAAGGAGUUAAGCAGAGGUAUCAACCCUGAUGAGGCUGUUGCAUAUGGUGCUGCUGUGCAAGCUGGUGUCAUAAGUGGUGUUGAAGAUACUGGUGAUAUCGUUCUUCUUGAUGUCUGCCCACUUACUCUGGGUAUUGAGACUGUUGGUGGUGUUAUGACAAAACUCAUUGGCAGGAACACCGUAAUUCCUACAAAGAAGUCUCAAGUCUUCUCUACUGCUGCUGAUGACCAACCAACUGUCACCAUCCAGGUCUAUGAAGGUGAACGUCCCUUGACCAAAGAUAAUCAUUUCUUGGGUAAAUUCGAUCUUACUGGCAUUCCUCCGGCUCCACGCGGUAUCCCACAAAUCGAAGUCACAUUUGAAAUUGAUGUGAACGGCCUUCUGCAAGUGUCUGCCGAAGAUAAGGGCACUGGUAAAAGAGAAAAAAUCGUUAUCAACAAAGAGACCAAUCGCUUGAGCCCUGAGGAAAUCGAGAAAAUGAUCCAGGACGCUGAAAAGUUCUCGGAUCAGGACAAACAGGUGAAGGAACGUGUUGAGGCUAGAAAUGAAUUUGAGAGUUUGGCUUACUCUGUCAAGAACCAAGUGAAGGACAAAAAGAAAUUGGGUGACAAGCUGACCGAAGAAGAUAUCAACACCAUUGAAAAGGCCGCUGAAGAUGCUAUUAAAUGGAUGGAAGAUCAUCCACAAGCUGAAACAAGCGAAUACAAGGAAGAGAAGAAGAAAUUAGAUAGCAUUGUUCAACCAAUUAUCAGCAAGCUUUAUCAAGGACCAGGUGGUGCUCCACCACCUCAUCCAGGAGGUAGUGAUGAAUCCAUGCCCAAGGAAGAAUUGUAG
Molecule: messenger RNA, 1974 nt
Organism: Rodentolepis nana
Lineage: Eukaryota; Metazoa; Platyhelminthes; Cestoda; Cyclophyllidea; Hymenolepididae
Source: the annotation of a GenBank genome assembly